Molecule: messenger RNA, 1395 nt
Organism: Quercus robur (English oak)
Lineage: Eukaryota; Viridiplantae; Streptophyta; Magnoliopsida; Fagales; Fagaceae
Exons: 1
Coding region: 1-1395 (464 amino acids)
Source: RefSeq, a predicted model, not a curated record
AUGCACCUUCAGGGGGUACCUGACGAGAUCAUGUGCAAGGCGUUCCCGACCACACUGAAGGGACCUGCGAGGGUUUGGUUCAGUAGACUGACAUCGAACUCCAUCAAUACUUUCAAGGAGUUGAGCGCCCAGUUCACCUCCCACUUCAUUGGCGGACAUCGGUACAAGAGGUCCACCGCGUGCUUGAUGAGCAUCAAGCAGCGAGAAGACGAGACGUUGCGAGCCUACAUAACCCGUUUCAACAAAGAAGCCCUUUCGAUCGACGAAGCGGACGAUAAGAUACUCGUAGCCGCGUUUACAAGCGGGCUGCGGAAGGGGAAGUUCUUGUUUUCCUUAUACAAGAACGACCCGAAGACCAUGGCGGAUGUACUCUACAGGGCUACCAAGUAUAUGAAUGCAGAAGACGCACUGUUGGCCCGCGAAGAGAAACCUAAGAAGAGGGAGAGGCAGGAGGAUAUGCGACAAGAUAAGGGGCGAAAGGUCGCUAGAACCGGGGAUCAGCGUGAUGAAAGGCGCUUCAAACCCCCCACAGGAAGAUUCACCAAUUUCACCCCAUUAACCGCCCCAAUCGACCAAGUACUGAUGCAAAUCAAAGAUGAAAGAGCAUUGACAUUCCCAGGGAAGUUGAAAGGAGAUCCCAACAAAAGACUGAGGGACAAGUAUUGUCGCUUUCACCGGGACCACGGGCAUGACACUACCAACUGCUAUGACCUGAAGCAGCAGAUUGAGGCACUGAUCAGACAGGGAAAGUUACAAAGGUUCGUGAGCAGAGAAAAGACCGACAAACCGGAAGAACAGACCCUACGACGGGAGAACGAGUGCCCCAGACCACCAAUAGGGGACAUUCGGAUGAUUAUAGGGGGCACAGCUGCAGCCGGGUCUUCCAAAAAAGCCCGCAAAACCUACCUUAGGACGGUCCAUAGCAUCCAACUCACAGGAUCCGUACCGAAGAUGCCACGAAUAGGUAACCCCGUCAUACAAUUUUCAGAGGAUGAUGCUCGGAGACUUCACCAUCCUCAUGACGAUGCGCUGGUGGUCAGCCUACAGAUUGGGGAUUAUAAUAUGCAUCGGGUACUCAUCGACAACGGCAGCUCAGCGGAUAUCCUGUACUAUCUAGUAUUCCAGCAGAUGAGAAUUGACAGGGAAAAAUUUUCCCCAACGAACGCCCCACUCGUAGGAUUUGGGGGCGCAAAGAUAUUCCCUUUGGGCACAAUAACUCUAACAGUGACAGCAGGUGACUAUCCUCAGCAAAUCACCAAGGAAGUAACAUUUCUCGUGGUCGACUGCUCGUCCGCCUACAACGCCAUCCUCGGUCGACCAACUCUCAAUUCUUGGAAGGCAGUAACUUCAACGUACCACCUAAUGAUUAAAUUCCCGACGGAGUACGGGGUAUGA